AGCUGUUCGGAGGAAGCGAGGAGCCUGGAGGAGCAAAGAAAGAAGCCUGGGAUUUAUCUCGCCUUUUAAAAUAAGAAGGAAGAGACCUCCGCCUCUUAUCCCAUGUUCCUCUAGUUUAUAUCUCCACAGAGUGCUUGAGACAUGAUGGAAACUGAACGAUGAGGAGUUUGCUGCUGGACGGCAGCUGACGGACUGAACCAUGGCUCAGUUUCCCACGCCCUUCGGAGUGGGGUCCGAUACAUGGGUAAUAUCUGUGGACGAGAGAGCCAAACAUGACCAGCAGUUCCACAGUUUGGCCCCCACACCUGCUGGCUUCAUCACAGGUGACCAGGCCAGGAAUUUCUUCCUCCAGUCAGGUUUACCUGCUCCCAUCCUGGCCCAGAUAUGGGCUCUAGCCGACAUGAACAACGAUGGAAAGAUGGACAUGCAUGAAUUUUCCAUCGCCAUGAAGCUGAUUAAACUGAAACUGCAGGGUCACCCCCUCCCUCCUUCCCUGCCGCCCUCCAUGAAGCAGCAGCCCCUCUCCAUAACCCCACAGCCACCCUUCGGGAUGCCUAGUAUGGGUGCCAUGCCAGGCCUGCCAGCAGUGCCACCCAUGCCCUUGCCCCCUCUGCCAGCAGGUGUGUCUCCUCCGCUGGUGGCAUCAGUAGCCCCACCCGUACCAUCCCUGGCCAACGGAGCACCUGCAAUGAUACAACCUAUGACUGGAUUUUCCCAUCCAUCUGCUGUACUCAACAAAACCUCUUCGUUCAACCGUUCCAGUAUCAAGCUACAGAAGGGCCAGUCUGUAGAGUUACCCAGUGCUCCGGCAGCUCCUCCGCCUGCAGACUGGGCCGUGCCUCAGUCCUCCCGGCUCAAGUACCGGCAACUCUUCAACAGCCACGACAAAAUGAUGAGUGGUUAUCUCACAGGUCCACAGGCCAGAACUAUUCUAAUGCAGUCCAGUCUACCGCAGGCCCAGCUGGCCACCAUCUGGAACCUGUCAGAUAUAGACCAGGACGGGAAGUUGACGGCAGAGGAGUUUAUUCUGGCCAUGCACUUGAUUGACAUGGCCAUGUCUGGUCUGCCCCUCCCCCCUUUAUUGAUCCCUGACCUUAUACCUCCAACAUUCAGGAGAAUUCGUUCAGGUAGUGGAGUGUCUCUGACCAGUAUGCACUCAACUGACCUACGGUCACAGGAAGAGCCCGGGGAGGAAGAGGAGAAAGAGCCAGAGAAAAAACUUCCAGUCACAUUUGAAGAUAAGAAACGCGAGAACUUUGAGCGUGGAAACCUUGAGCUGGAGAAACGUCGGCAAGCACUGCUGGAGCAGCAGAGGAAAGAGCAGGAGAGACUGGCGGCGCUGGAGAAAGAGGAGCAGGAAAGAAAAGAAAGAGAACGACUGGAACAGGAGAGACGCAGACAACAGGAGCUGGACAAACAGCUGGAGAGACAGAGAGAGCUGGAAAGACAAAGGGAGGAGGAGAGACGCAAAGAGAUUGAAAGAAGAGAGGCUGCUAAGCGUGAGCUGGAGCGUCAGCGUCAGUUAGAGUGGGAGAGAACACGUCGACAGGAGCUGCUCACUCAGAGAAACAGAGAGCAGGAGAACAUCGUCCUGCUCAAAGCUCGCAAGAAAACACUCGAGUUUGAAGUGGAGGCUCUGAAUGACAAGAAGUCUCAGUUGGAGGGUAAACUGCAAGACAUUCGUUUCCGACUUUCUACUCAGAGACACGAGAUCGAGAGCACCAAUAAGACACGAGAACUCCGCAUUGCAGAGAUCACCAGCCUGCAACAGCAGCUGCAGGAGUCUCAGCAGUGGUUGAGUCGGUUGAUUCCUGAUAAACAGUGUCUGAAUGACCAGCUGAAGCAGGUUCAGCAGAAUAGUCUGCACAGAGAUUCCUUGUCCAGUCUUCAAAGAGCCAUAGAAAUGAAGGAAUCAACCAAACAGCAGUUGCGAGAACAGCUGGAUGCUGUGGAGAAGGAGACGCGCUCCAAACUACUGGAGAUUGACGCCUUCAACACGCAGCUGAAGUCAGGGAGCUCGGCGGACGAGGUGGUGUUGGACUGUCUCGCAGCACUGCUGGCCUGUUUGAAUCAUAUACACUUCUACUUCCAGGAGCUGCGAGAAAUCCACAACAAACAGCAGAGGCAGAAGCAAAAGGAGUUGGAGGCUGACAUCACCCAGCUGUCACAUGACAGGAAGUCCACAGAGCAACAAGAGUCCAGGUUGUCAGGAACAGAUGAGGGUGUGUCUCCGGCAUGGAGAGAUGAAGGUUUGGGUAAAGUUCCCACUCCUCCUGUGUCCCAUGCCUGGAUGAGCCGAGUGAGUGAAGAGGAGAACCAAAACAGAGCUGACAUACAGGACAACCUCUCUAAACUCUUCACACAGCAGCCAGGCAAACUGCAGGGCCAGUCCCCUUGGUCUAUGGCAGAUAAGCUCCCGGUGACUGGUUUUAACCAGGAGAAGGUAAAAGUGGUCUACUACAGAGCACUUUACCCCUUUGAGGCCCGCAGUCAUGAUGAGAUCACCAUCCACCCUGGAGACAUAGUGAUGGUGGACGAAUCUCAGACAGGUGAACCUGGAUGGUUAGGAGGAGAGAUUAAAGGGAAGACUGGCUGGUUCCCUGCCAAUUAUGCAGAGAAAAUCCCUGAAUCUGAUGUUCCUCUUAGUCUGAGGGCCAGUGCCGCUUCUAGCUCCACCCCUAAAUUGGGCUCCCAUUUGACAGCCACACCCUUGUCGACUACUGCUUCACCCAUUCAACCAAUAUCCACAGAGCCUGCAUCAAUAGCCCCUCCCUCUUCAGCCACAGCCCCUCCAGGCCCCGCCGCCGCCUCGUCCUCAACAUCCAGUAACUGGGCAGAUUUCAACACUACAUGGCCGUCUAACUCUGCUGUGGAGAAGCAGGACAGCGACGGGUGGGACACGUGGCCGACUCAGCCCACUCAACCCUCACAGCCAUCCCUGUCUGUGCCCAGCGGAGGGCAGAUGAGACAGCGCUCUGCUUUCACCCCUGCCACUCUCUCUGGCUCCUCACCCUCACCUGUACUCGGACAGGGCGAGAAGGUGGAGGGUCUACAGGCGCAGUCUUUGUACCCGUGGAGAGCAAAGAAAGACAAUCACUUGAACUUCAACAAGAGCGAUGUGAUCACCGUACUGGAGCAGCAGGAUAUGUGGUGGUUCGGGGAGGUCCAGGGACAGAGAGGCUGGUUCCCCAAAUCGUACGUCAAACUCAUCUCUGGGCCUGUCCGGAAAUCGAUGAGUAUCGAGUCUGGCUCCUCAGACAGCCCUCCCAGUGUUAAGAGACCCAGCCCCUCUCCAAACAAACCCACGGAUCUCGGGGAAGAGUAUGUGGCCAUGUAUACAUAUGAAAGCAGUGAGCAGGGUGACCUGACCUUCCAACAGGGUGAUAUCAUCACAGUCACAAAGAAAGAAGGAGAUUGGUGGACUGGCACAGUGAGCGGGAAGACUGGAGUUUUCCCAUCCAAUUAUGUUAAACUAAAAGAAUCUGAGGGUUUGGGAUCUGCUGGAAAAACGGGAAGUUUAGGGAAGAAACCAGAGAUUGCCCAGGUGAUUGCCCCUUACACAGCCACCGGGACAGAGCAGCUCACUUUAGCACCUGGCCAGCUCAUUCUCAUUCGCAAGAAAAACCCAGGAGGCUGGUGGGAAGGAGAACUUCAGGCAAGAGGAAAGAAGCGUCAGAUUGGCUGGUUUCCAGCUAAUUAUGUGAAAUUAUUGAGCCCCAGCACCAAUAAAACCACACCCACAGAUCCAAACCCACCCAAGCUGCCAACACCCAAUGCAGUGUGCCAGGUGAUUGGCAUGUACGACUACACGGCUCAAAAUGAUGAUGAGCUGCCUUUCGGGAAGGGCCAAAUCAUCAACGUGUUGAGCAGAGAGGAUCCUGAUUGGUGGAAAGGAGAGCUGAAUGGUUCUGUCGGCCUUUUCCCAUCAAACUACGUCAAGCUGACCACCGACACAGACCCCAGCCAACAAUGGUGUGCCGACCUCCACCUCCUUGACAUGCUGACACCAAUGGAACGGAAGAGACAGGGUUACACACAUGAACUUAUCGUUACAGAGGAGAACUAUGUCAAUGACCUGCAGCUAGUCACUGAGAUCUUCCAGAAGCCUCUGCUGGAGUCGGAACUGUUGACGGAGAAGGAGGUGGCCAUGAUCUUUGUCAACUGGAAAGAGCUGAUAAUGUGCAACAUUAAACUGCUCAAGGCGCUGCGGGUGAGGAAGAAGAUGUCAGGUGAACGCAUGCCGGUGAAGAUGAUUGGUGACAUCCUGACGGCUCAGCUUCCUCAUAUGCAGCCGUACAUCCGCUUCUGCAGCUGCCAGCUCAACGGCGCCACCCUCAUUCAGCAGAAAACAGACGAGGUUCCUGAAUUCAAAGAGUUUGUUAAGAGGUUGGCGAUGGACCCCCGUUGUAAGGGAAUGCCCUUGUCCAGUUUCCUGCUCAAACCCAUGCAGAGAGUCACCCGAUACCCCCUCAUCAUUAAAAAUAUUCUAGAAAACACUCCUGAAAGCCAUCCGGAUCACAGUCACCUGCGGCUGGCUUUGGAGAAGGCAGAGGAGUUGUGCUCGCAGGUCAAUGAAGGUGUGCGUGAGAAAGAGAACUCAGAUCGGCUGGAGUGGAUCCAGGCACAUGUGCAGUGUGAGGGGCUGUCAGAGCAACUCGUGUUCAACUCCGUUACAAACUGCCUGGGCCCUCGGAAGUUCCUGCACAGUGGUAAACUCUACAAAGCCAAGAGCAACAAGGAGCUUUUCGGCUUCCUGUUUAAUGACUUCCUGCUCCUCACACAGAUUAUCAAACCUCUGGGCUCGUCUGGAACAGACAAGGUCUUCAGUUCGAAAUCCCACCUGCAGUAUCGCAUGUACAAAACGCCCAUCUUUCUGAACGAGGUUCUGGUGAAGUUGCCCACUGAUCCUUCAGGAGAUGAGCCCAUAUUCCACAUAUCUCACAUCGACAGAGUCUACACCAUACGCGCUGAGAGCAUUAACGAACGGACUGCAUGGGUGCAGAAGAUCAAAGCUGCUUCUGAGCUCUUUAUCGAAACAGAGAAGAAGAAGAGAGAGAAAGCUUACCUUGUGAGGUCUCAGAGGGCUACAGGUAUUGGACGGCUAAUGGUGAACAUUGUUGAAGGCAUUGAGCUGAAGCCCUGCCGUUCAAAUGGUAAGAGUAACCCGUACUGUGAAGUGACGAUGGGCUCUCAGUGUCACAUCACUAAGACGCUGCAGGACACCCUGAAUCCCAAAUGGAACUCAAACUGCCAGUUCUUCAUCAAAGACCUGGAGCAGGACGUGCUAUGCGUCACUGUGUUUGAAAGGGAUCAGUUCUCCCCGGAUGAUUUCUUGGGCAGGACGGAGAUUCGGCUGGCCGACAUUAAGAAGGACCAGGGCUCUAAAGGCCCUAUCACUAAGCGUCUGCUUUUACACGAAGUCCCUACGGGAGAAAUUGUGGUCCGACUGGACCUUCAGCUCUUUGACGAACCCUGACCCAUGUUGUAUGACCUGACCUUUUGACCCCCAGAUUCCAUAUCCGCUACUCCUCUGUGGUGAAAGCCCACCAGCCUAAUGUGACAAUCCCACUCCACCCAGUAUCAUGAGUCGCAGAGUGUGAAUGUGUGUAUUGUGCAAGUUUGCAGAAAGCUGCAACAGUCUUAAUCUGUGAUCCAGAUUAAUUUUUAUGUCCUUGGUACCAUUUAAAGACAAGUCUAGUGUGCGAGUGUAAAUGAAGGAUGUACUGUAGUUGAAUGGUGGACAUCUCAGGAUGCUGUAAGUCUUAGAGUCUCUAUACAUUCUGAUCAGAGAGCUACUGCUUAUAGUAAAAAUACUCCAGGAACAGGAGUGCCUCAGAACUCUUUAUUCUAGAAUGCACAGAUUCAUUCUAGAAUAAAGACACAUUCCAAGCGAUGUGCCAUUCCAGUGAAAGUCUCAUUAUAGUCUUAAUGGUUGUUCAGCAUUUAUUCCAUUAUUUCAAUCAUUAACACUAAAAACUAAACCCAGGUUUUGAUUAGGGAAACCUCUCUAGUGUCUAAAACAACUCAUUUAUUUGUUUUCAUUUCAUUUCACUGAAAGAUAUUGGUGACAAUUGAACAUUUGAAUGAAGUCUAGAUGUUUGUUUUGAGGGUCAAUUAAACCUGAGCAAGUUAGGAAAAAUAAAUAAAUAAAAAUCAGAGCGUUUUGGAACUAUUAUUUUAAUAUAUGCUAAAUUAAUUAGGGGAGGUUUUUUUUUUGUUUUUGUUUUUUUAACAUGUACUAAAAAAAAAGACUAGCAGAAUAUCUCUGAAACGCUCCUAAAAGGCCAUUAUGAUAAGCUCAAAUAGGUUCCAGCAUGAGUUUAUAGGUCUGAGCAAUAAUUCAGCACAUUUAUUUUCAUAAAGAGAUUUUUCAAUUUUACCCUGAUGUUUUUAGUUUUCAGAAUAAGCUAUUUAAUAUAUAGUGCUAUAUUUAAGUUAAUACUGCAUAACAAUUGAGUUCACAGUUUGGUUUAAUGUAUUUUGAUUUUUUUUUUUUUUAAUUCUUGUGCUGUUGUAAGGCAUUAGUGAUAAACACUGUAGUACUGUCAUAUUUGUAAAAAGAGAGAUCUCAAGAGUUAAUAUUUUGUUGAACUGUGUUCUUAUUUGCUUUUUUUUUCCUUAUUUGCAAAGAAUAGCAAGAUGGAAUAUAGUGUUACAGGUUUGCAAGGUUACAGUACGUAGAAAUGGUAUUACAACAGUCUGUUCAAUCCUAAACCAGAGAGCAAAAGGGAUCAAUCGUAACUCAUAUCUGCUGAAAAGUUCUCCAAAUAUGUGCAUCAUAGAAAGAGCCAACUGUUUAUGAUCAAAUGUGGCUGUGUGGAUUUUAAAAAUUUUUGUUAGUUUGCACCCCAGUUAUUGCACUACUGAGCCUGAGAAAUGUGUUGUUUCCUUUUAGACUGUAGCAGGGGAUCUGUAUCAUUACAUUUUUGUGUAUGUUGUUUGUCAAGAUGCAAUACACAUUACAUUAAUAUUCCACUGCUGUGCAAGUGAGAUGUCAGAGUGAUCAAGGUGAACAGCUAUUUUGGGGCCAGCAAGUAAGUCCACUUGGUCUCUCUGUGUUUGUCUAUGCGUGAGAGAGUGAUUCUGAGUGCUUUGAAUGGUUUUUGCUGGGUCACUUUCCCAAACCCCCUCUCAAAGAAUAUUUUAGAUCAUGCAAGGGGACAUAGUCACAUGUUUAUCUUCAAUCCCCUCUUCUCUUUCUCUCCUGACCUCCGCAACAUUGCCCCAUCUGAUAUCUCGCACACUGAACAUUUAAACCCCCCCCCCCAUUAUUUUUUAAUAAGCAAAAUCCCAUUGAUUCAACAGUAAUAUAUGUCUAUGUUUAAAUCUUUGAAUGGAGUAUAAUAUAUUACAACCUGAGAAGUAAAUAUGUUGAUGACAGCGUAUUGUUAUCAAUGUAGAAGCAGUGUGUUGUCUUAAUGUUGCAAAUAAAACUCAAUUGGACC
Myxocyprinus asiaticus (Chinese sucker) is the source of this 7445-nucleotide messenger RNA. Its product is annotated as intersectin-1-like. The record is from RefSeq and is a predicted model, not a curated record. The transcript is spliced from 40 exons. Lineage: Eukaryota; Metazoa; Chordata; Actinopteri; Cypriniformes; Catostomidae. Gene Ontology annotation, biological process: intracellular signal transduction; positive regulation of Rho protein signal transduction. Gene Ontology annotation, molecular function: protein binding; guanyl-nucleotide exchange factor activity; calcium ion binding. Bases 200 to 5476 code for a protein of 1758 amino acids.